Messenger RNA from Solanum verrucosum, 1151 nucleotides. RefSeq names its product syntaxin-32-like. The coding region runs from base 63 to 1067 and encodes 334 amino acids. The record is from RefSeq and is a predicted model, not a curated record. Lineage: Eukaryota; Viridiplantae; Streptophyta; Magnoliopsida; Solanales; Solanaceae. The transcript is spliced from 5 exons. Gene Ontology annotation, cellular component: SNARE complex; Golgi membrane; endomembrane system. Gene Ontology annotation, molecular function: SNAP receptor activity; SNARE binding. Gene Ontology annotation, biological process: endoplasmic reticulum to Golgi vesicle-mediated transport; vesicle fusion; intracellular protein transport.
AGGAGCAUAGAUCGUUUUGUUAGUGUAUUGAAAGUUAUAAUUUUCGGAGAUUAUUAUUGAAAAUGCCUGUGAAAGUAGCGAGUGCGUCAUAUCGGGAUCGGACUCAGGAGUUUCAGAGUAUAGCGGAGAGGUUAAAGAAGUCAUUUUCGUCUUUUCAGAAUGGGCCGAUUAGCAGCAGCACCAGCAGUGGUUCUAGAUCGGAGGAACAGAGGACCACUAUUGCUAUGCAAUCGGAGUUCAAUCGGCGAGCCUCCAAAAUUGGUUUUGGAAUACAUCAAACCUCUCAGAAGCUUGCAAAGCUAGCAGAACUGGCAAAAAGGACUUCCGAUUUUGAUGAUCCGACUACAGAAAUCCAGGAGCUGACUGCAGUCAUCAAGCAAGAUAUUACAGCACUUAACUCUGAUGUAGUAGAUCUCCAGCUUCACUCUAAUUCUCGUAAUGAAAGUGGUAAUAGUGAUACCAUUAGUCACUCGACGACUGUUGUAGAUGACUUGAAGAACAGGCUGAUGACUGCCACAAAGGAGUUCAAAGAAGUACUCACCAUGCGGACAGAGAAUAUGAAGGUUCAUGAGAACAGACCCCACCUAGUGGUAUUUCACUGGUUAUGUUGCUGUUGUCCACUAGCUUCAAGGAAUACUGCUAGUACAUCAGCCAGUCCUCCUCCUUGGGCUAAUGAUUCAGCUUCUUCUUCUCAGUUAUUUCCAAGGAAGCAAGGGGAUGGAAACACACAGCCAUUGUUGCAGGAUCAACAACAGCAGCAGCAGCAGCAGAUAGUUCCAUUGCAAGACAGCUUCAUGCAGAGUAGAGCUGAAGCUCUUCAAAAUGCCGAGUCUACUAUCCAUGAGCUGGGCAGCAUUUUUAAUCAGCUUGCUACCUUGGUUUCUGAGCAAGGGGAGGUUGCAGUCAGGAUUGAUGAGAACAUGGAUGACGCACUAACAAAUGUGGAAGGGGCACAAGGGGCUCUGCUCAGGUACCUCAAUAGCAUCUCGUCAAAUCGGUGGCUAAUGAUUAAGAUAUACUCUGUGUUGAUUUUCUACCUUAUGAUUUUCCUAUUUUUUGUGGCAUAGUGAACAAUGGACAUUCGACAAAGUGUGAUGUAGAAAGACAAAUAAUCGUGUAUUUUAGAUAAGUUGCUCCGACCCCUGGGAGCG